AUGCCUCCCCAGCAAAAUCCCUUCUGGGACUUCUUCCAGUCCCUCAACAACUCCGAUCCCAACGACCGCCGCGGCCCUGGUCACGGCGUAGACCACCACAACGCACCUCCCUUCCCCGGCUUCCCCGGCUUCCCCGGCUUCCCCUUCGGAGCUCCUCCGCACGGCCACCCACCGCACCCGCCUCACCCGCAUCCACCUCCUCCUCCGCCUCCCGGAUCCGGGCCCGGCCCCUGGGAUCAAGCUCCCCCUGCCUGGGCCUAUUGGUUCAACAACUUCAACGGCCCGCCUCGCUACGACGAGCAUCCGUUUUCGCACGAUGCCGGCGUGAGCGCGCCCAGAGAGGCUGAGCGCGAGGGCAGAGCCUCCCGUGAAAAGGACAAUGAGAAAGCUUCGCCCGAAACCAUGCAGCAGGACGAGGAGUUCCCCGAUCCAGCUGAAGUCACGCCCUCGGGAAGCGAUGACGAGGACAACGACCACCGUGGCGGUGUUCCGCCCCCUUCGUAUCCCGCCGAGGGUGGACGAGGCGGUCGAUGUGGACGAUCCCAUGGCGGUCGUGGAGGCCACGCCCACGCCCACGGACGAGGCCGCUGCGGAGGAGGCCGUCGUGGAUGGCGCCGAGGAGGCGGCCCCUUUGAAGGCCCCAAUCCUGGCCCUCCCUUCGAUUUCCCCGGCAUGAUGCGCGGCUUCAUGGCCCAUCCCUUCUUCCGCAACCUCCGCGACCAAGCCGAGCGCUACACCCAGCCCGGUGCCCGCAACACCGACAACGCCGACGAUGAAAACACCUUCUCUCCCCCCGUCGACAUCUUCAACACCCCCGACGCCUUCAUCCUACACACCGCCCUGCCCGGCGCGAAAAAGGACGAUAUUGGCGUCACCUGGAACCCGCAGACGCGCUCCCUCCGCAUCGCGGGCGUAGUCCACCGACCUGGCGACGAGGCGUUCCUGCAGACGCUGACGUCGGUGCGGGAGCGCAGAGUCGGUGUUUUCGAGCGGGAGGUUAAGCUGCCUCCUGAGGACGAGGCCGAGAAGAAGGCCGAUGGGGAGGAGGCGGAUCUGGAUGUUGAUGUUGACGGAUUUGGCAUCACGGCGAGGAUGGACGAGGGUGUUUUGAUUGUGACGGUGCCAAAGGUGGAAAAGGAGUGGAUGGAAGUGAGAAAGGUGGACAUUGAGUAA
Molecule: messenger RNA, 1173 nt
Organism: Trichoderma virens Gv29-8
Lineage: Eukaryota; Fungi; Ascomycota; Sordariomycetes; Hypocreales; Hypocreaceae
Exons: 1
Coding region: 1-1173 (390 amino acids)
Biological process (GO): protein folding; response to salt stress; response to heat
Source: RefSeq, a predicted model, not a curated record